AGAUCACUGACUCUAGGGCUUCAAGGUUUCAAUCUUUUUUUUCUUUGUUACUGUGCUAUUUGUUGGUAAAGGCAGUGUGGAUAACCCACCAAAACGCUAGCAUUCUCAAGGUACUGACUAUCACUUGGAAAUUUUUAAAUAUUUUUUUGAAGAUUUUGGUGGAAUGUGUUAAUGAAGAUCUUGGGUUGUUGUAGUGUGAAUUGUUGGUUUCUUGGGUUUUGAAUCAUUAGAAAUUUAGAGAUUUGAAAAUUUUAUUGGGAAGAGCUGUCAGUUUCAGCGCGGUGUUGUGUUGUAAGCUCUGAGGAUUUUGUGGAUAGGGUGUGUGAAAUUUGCAAUUUUCAUGAGUUUUUAGAUAAUGGGUUUAAUGGGCAUGUUUUGUUUUGUGAAGUUAUGGUGAGUAAAUGGGAUUGGACUGGAGUGAAUUGAAUCUCAAAUACAGAUAGUUUUUUUCAUUCCUUGGUUUUAGCCCUUUUGGGAUUGUGUUCGUCCAGUUUGAGCAUAAUGGGCACGGAGGAGGAUAAUCUUGUGUGAAGUAGUGCUCUUUUAAGGGUAAUUAUUGAUUCUAGAGAGGAGGAUUGCUGGUGUGGGUUUUGGUUCAUAAUGGGUUGUGUUUGUUGCAAGCCUUCUUCUAUUGAAGAUAGUAAGGAGAGCCCAAGAGAGAGGUUGUCGAGCAAGGCCUCAUCAGAUGCCAGGGGAUCAAGGGGAACCUGUUCGAAGAGGGAGGAAGCAUACCGGGCUAAGAAUCAACGUGAUAGCAAUGAGGUGAGGGCAAUGUUAAUUGAUAAGCAAGUGAAUGGAUUAGUUCAGUUGCAUGGUGAAAAUUUGGAUAGGAAGAGAGAGAGGACAGAGUAUGUUGCUUCACAUCCUGGGAUGGGUAGUAUCCCAAAAGCUACAGAAGGAGAGCAAAUAGCAGCAGGUUGGCCUGCUUGGCUAGCUGCAGUGGCAGGAGAUGCAAUUAGGGGGUGGGUGCCAAGGCGUGCAGACUCAUUUGAGAAGAUGGAUAAAAUUGGCCAGGGAACUUAUAGUAAUGUUUAUAGGGCUCGUGAUCUUGAUCAAAAGAAAGUAGUAGCUCUGAAGAAAGUAAGGUUUGACAACCUAGAGCCUGAGAGUGUUCGCUUUAUGGCUAGGGAAAUUCACAUUUUACGAAGGCUUGAUCAUCCUAAUGUAAUAAAGCUUGAAGGACUAGUCACAUCGAGGAUGUCUUGCAGCUUGUAUCUUGUUUUUGAGUAUAUGGAACAUGAUUUGGCAGGCCUGGCCUCACACCCUGGUCUUAAGUUUUCAGAAUCUCAGGUGAAAUGUUAUAUGCAGCAACUUUUAUGUGGACUUGAUCAUUGUCACAGUCGUGGUGUCCUGCAUCGUGACAUAAAAGGCUCCAACCUUCUAAUUGACAAUAAUGGCAUCUUAAAAAUUGCAGAUUUUGGUCUGGCAAGCUUUUAUGAUCCCCAUCAAAAUCAGCCAUUGACAAGCCGCGUUGUAACACUUUGGUAUCGACCACCAGAGCUUUUACUUGGAGCCACCUACUAUGGCACUGCCGUGGAUUUAUGGAGUACAGGUUGCAUACUUGCCGAGUUGUAUGCUGGCAAGCCUAUUAUGCCUGGAAGAACUGAGGUGGAGCAAUUGCAUAAAAUUUUCAAACUUUGUGGCUCACCUUCAGAGGAUUAUUGGAGAAAGUCAAAAUUGCCUCACGCAACUAUUUUUAAGCCUCAACAGCCUUAUAGACGCUGUGUUGCAGAAACAUUCAAGGAAUUCCCUGUUCCAGCUUUAGCGCUCAUGGAGACCCUACUUUCCAUUGAUCCAGCUGAUCGUGGCUCUGCAGCUUCUGCUCUUAAGAGUGAGUUCUUUACAACAAAACCUCUUCCUUGUGAUCCUUCAAGCUUGCCAAAGUACCCUCCCAGCAAAGAGUUUGAUGCAAAAAUAAGGGAUGAAGAAGCUAGAAGACAAGGAGUAGCAGGAAGCAAAGGCCAGAGACCUGACUUUGAUAGGAGAGGAGCUAGAGAAUCUCGAGCAAUCCCAGCACCUGAUGCCAAUGCUGAGCUAGUCUUGUCAAUGCAGAAGAGACAAGGUCAGUCAAAUUCCAAGAGCCGAAGUGAGAAAUUCAAUCCUCAUCCCGAAGAAGUAGCGUCUGGCUUUCCAAUAGAUCCACCCAGACCAUCCCAUGCAGUAGAAUCAAAUGCAGAACCACAGGGGAAUCAUUAUAAGAGAGCCUCACAUUCAGGGCCACUGGCUCAACGAGCUGCUUGGGCAAAAACUGGGAAAAACCUUGAUGAUCCGCCAAAAGUUUCAACUGGGCCUGACUUGUCUACUAUGUCUGGUAUAGUAGCAGCAAGGAGGAGUUUAUUAGCCGAAGAUCGCAGAGAAAGGUCUAGUUCUUCACAAUCAGAAGCUCCCAAACUUAUAGCAAGAUUUCCAGGAUCCUUCAAGGAGACCUCAGAAUCCUUGAGUCAGCCUGAUCAGAAACAUCCUCAGCAUAAAGAAGAUGGAAGACUUAGUAACAAAGACCCAGUUCUGCUUGGUUAUGGCUCAAAGGGUCACAAAAUUCACUAUUCAGGUCCUUUAAUAGUUCCAUCUGGCAACAUGGAUCAGAUGCUUAAAGAUCAUGAUCGCCAGAUCCAAGAAGCUGUUCGGCGAGCACGCCUUGACAAGGCAAAGAUGAGGAAAGCUCAGGUUGAAGGGAACCUAAUAUCAACCAAUUCAUUAUUUAUUUCUGGUCGUUGAUCUUAUCAAGGAAAACCCAAAUGAAGAGGAAGUAUCAUCUUACCAUCUAGAACAUCAAGGGAGGAAUAAAUUUUAUUCUGUUGUGAAAUAUGAUUUGAGUUGUCAGGGGGGGUUCUUUUUGUCUAGGUUGUUUGUAGGAUUCGCUGCUAGCGGUAUCUAGCUAAGCUGGUAUAGCUUUUGGGGAAAUCUUGUCCUAGCUCCCUCCAUUUUAUCACCAUGUAUUUCUUUCCACUUGGCAACUGUAAAAGAUUUGAGCCAUUCUUGUAGAGCUUAUUAUUAGCCAUAAGUUAAAUGCAGAAUUGACAUUGUCUUAUUAUGUGAUAGAGGCAGCAACAGCAGCAGCAUCUCCCCCAUUAUCCUGAUACUAGUGACUUCUGGAGACUAUGAUCUAGAAAAAAAAAAAAAAAAAACAUUUGAAAGUCAGAAAGUGAAAAAAGAUCAGAAGUUGGAUUUCUCUUGUACUAUAGACGAGAAGAAGUGUAUGGUGUAGAAAAUUCAGCUCUUGACUUCUUCUUUAGCUUGCUAUAAAAUGAUCUCCAGGAA
Molecule: messenger RNA, 3258 nt
Organism: Rubroshorea leprosula
Lineage: Eukaryota; Viridiplantae; Streptophyta; Magnoliopsida; Malvales; Dipterocarpaceae
Source: the annotation of a GenBank genome assembly